AUGUGGUCCUGCCACGUCUUCCUCGCGGUCCUCUACUGCGGAGGACAGUUGGUGACCGCCGACAUCGACCGACGUCGGUUUUCCAAUCCCACUUACUACAAUGUCGGAGGAGUUCUCUCUAGCAACGAGUCUAUUGCAUUCUUCAAGGACACUAUAUCGAAUCUAAACUUCAAAGAUCAAUAUGUGCCAAGAGGAGUUACCUACCAUGAUUAUUCGAUGCUCAUGGAUCCGAAUCCUAUAAAAACGGCUCUGAACGUUUGUAAAGAUCUCAUUGCUCAUCGGGUUUACGCAGUCGUGGUAUCCCAUCCAUUAACUGGAGAUCUCUCUCCAGCAGCUGUCUCCUACACUAGCGGUUUCUACCACAUCCCAGUCAUUGGCAUAUCGUCCCGAGACUCAGCGUUCUCUGACAAAAACAUACACGUGUCGUUCCUUCGAACAGUCCCGCCAUAUUCACACCAAGCUGAUGUGUGGGUUGAUGUUCUGAAGCAUUUUAAUUAUAUGAAGGUCAUAUUCAUUCAUAGUUCUGAUACUGAUGGAAGGGCCAUUUUGGGACGGUUCCAGACGACUUCCCAAAGUGUGGAUGAGGAUGUAGACCGUAAAGUAGUAGUGGAACAGGUGAUUGAGUUUGAACCGGGAUUAGAUUCCUUCAGCGAUCGACUCAUGGAUGUUAAAGGUGCUCAGGCCAGGGUAUUCCUUAUGUAUGCAAGCAAAACGGACGCAGAGAUAAUAUUCCGUGACGCUACGUUCCUCAAUAUGACCACAGUUGGAUACGUGUGGAUGGUAACAGAACAGGCCUUGGAUGCUGCUAACGCACCUGAGGGCUUACUGGGCUUACGACUGGUCAAUGCUACGAACGAACAUGCUCAUAUCCAGGACUCCAUCUAUGUCCUAGCAUCAGCGAUUCGUGACAUGAACACAUCAGAAGAAAUUCACGCUCCACCUUCAGACUGCGAUAACUCAGGGUCUAUCUGGACAACUGGACGUCUUCUCUUUGACUACGUCAGGAAGCAACGCUUAGAGAAUGGUGCUACUGGUCAUGUGGCUUUUGACGACCAUGGAGACCGAGUUCAUGCGGAGUAUGACAUGGUCAAUGUUAGGGCUCAAGGAGAACAUGUGGCUGUUGGUAAAUACUUUUACUCGAAGGAAACUCAGAAGAUGCGUUUAGAACUAAAAGAGCAAGAGAUUAUAUGGAUGGGUCGAAGUACUUCGAAACCUGAAGGUUUCAUGAUACCAACGCAUCUUAAGGUAUUGACGAUUGAGGAGAAGCCAUUUGUGUACACUCGACGAAUUGACGAUGGGAGUGAAUGUACACCAGAAGAGAUUCCUUGCCCCCAUUACAAUGCCAGUGAAGAUACAGAUCAACUUUAUUGCUGCAAGGGAUUCUGCAUGGAUCUCCUAAAACAUCUGUCAAAGGCGAUAAACUUUACUUAUUCCCUGGCUCUUUCUCCUGAUGGUCAAUUUGGGAACUACAUUAUACGCAACUUCUCCCAGCCUGGAGCCAAGAAAGAAUGGACAGGGCUCAUAGGUGAAUUGGUAUAUGAGCGAGCAGAUAUGAUUGUCGCUCCACUUACUAUCAACCCGGAAAGGGCAGAGUUUAUUGAGUUCAGUAAGCCGUUCAAAUAUCAAGGUAUUACAAUUUUAGAGAAAAAGCCAUCACGUUCGUCAACGUUGGUAUCAUUCUUGCAACCAUUUUCCAACACGCUAUGGAUUCUGGUGAUGGUGUCGGUCCAUGUGGUGGCUCUUGUGCUGUACCUGCUGGACAGGUUCUCACCAUUUGGAAGGUUCAAACUGGCCAAUAUUGAUGGAACGGAAGAAGACGCCUUGAAUCUUUCGAGUGCAAUCUGGUUCGCUUGGGGGGUGCUUCUGAACAGCGGUAUUGGCGAAGGCACCCCUCGUAGUUUCUCCGCGAGGGUUCUCGGCAUGGUCUGGGCAGGUUUUGCAAUGAUCAUCGUAGCUUCGUACACUGCCAACUUGGCUGCCUUCCUCGUGCUCGAACGUCCCAAGACGAAACUCACCGGGAUCAACGACGCAAGGCUUCGCAAUACCAUGGAGAAUCUGACGUGUGCCACGGUAAAGGGGUCGGCUGUUGAUAUGUAUUUUAGACGGCAAGUUGAAUUGUCGAAUAUGUAUCGAACGAUGGAAGCGAAUAAUUACGAUAACGCUGAGCAAGCUAUCGAGGAUGUAAAGAAUGGUAAACUAAUGGCAUUUAUUUGGGAUUCAUCUCGUUUGGAAUUCGAAGCGGCUCAGGACUGUGAGCUAGUGACGGCUGGAGAACUGUUUGGUCGGUCGGGCUAUGGCGUGGGAUUGCAGAAAGGGUCUCCUUGGGCGGACCUUGUUACACUCGCUAUAUUGGACUUCCACGAAAGCGGUAUAAUGGAAUCUCUGGACAACCUAUGGAUACUUCGAAACAACAUGCUAAAUUGUGAAGAGAACGAAAAGACGCCGAACACUUUAGGCUUGAAGAACAUGGCAGGGGUGUUCAUACUUGUGUUAGCGGGCAUUAUAGGGGGCAUAGUACUCAUAGUGAUUGAGGUGGUGUACAAACGUCACCAGAUCAGGAAACAGAAGAGGAUGGAAAUCGCGCGCCACGCCGCCGACCGGUGGCGCGGAGCUGUCGAGAAACGGAAGACACUUCGGGCUGCCAUCUUGCCGUCUCAACGCAGGGCGAAGUCAAACGGCGUGAAGGAGGCCGGCAGUAUCAGCCUGGCCGUGGAGAGAGGAGCCCGACGCCGAGACGAGCCGCGUGUGCCUAGAUAUCUACCAGCUUACACGCCUGAUGUUUCACAUCUUGUCGUUUAAAAUCACUACAGUUAUUAAAAGACAGUUCACAUUGUGCGAGCGAAAAUAUCACUGGCUGGCAGAAUGCCUGAUGUAACUAUAUCCAUGAAAAUAGACUACAAAAAAGUCUUCGAACUCGCACUGUGUGAACGAGGCAUAAGUUGGUGUUGUUCGUCCUCAAAGUAGUUAGAAUUUGAAUCGUUGCUGUGAACUUAGCUUAUGAUAUAUGAAGAAUUUAUUAAGCUCAACUUAGGUAUUUAGUUAAUAAAUAAAUCUUACGUGGUAGUACACUAUUACAUUUUUAAGGGCAAUUUGAAGUUGUUGCCCUUUCUUUCUUAGUGCACUGACAGCCUAAUCAAUGACUGAACAUUUUUGGCCUAAGUUGUUUGGGCUUUAAGUUUGCCAAAUAUUUAUUUUGUUUCUAUCAGGGUAAGGCCUUACGGAAUACAUGCCUAUAUUUACUGCUGAACUCCAUAAUAGUUGUGAUUAGGUAAUUGUAAGGUAUGUGAAAUUAAUUCAGACUUUUUUUACUGAAUUCACUAGUCGAUGUAUACACAGAUUGUAUAUUUACCCCUUGAACUCUUGGUAUUAAAUGAAUGUCUAAGAAAACUUCAUACUUACAUAUAAGAUUAGCUAGUGUUUGACGUUAGUCAGGGUGUUUCAUAAAAAAAUAUAGUAAUUGGAAUUUGAUAUAUUUAAAUUACAAAUUGUUAUGUCGUUAUUAUUGUCCAAUCAUAUAAAUAUAUCUUGUUUUCUAUAAGUUUUUAUAUUGUUGUGUAGUUUAUCGAAUCAUCUACAUGUGACACCAAAUAAAUACUGAUUACUCGAGAUGGUUUAUUAAUUAUCUACUUGAGGUGCUUAAACUACUCAAAAUGAAAGACUAUUUUCAACACAUCUAUAUAUUUACAUAAGGAUUUUAACAGUGCUAUAUGGGAAUAAUAUAUACUUAGUACGUAACAAGAGCUAUGGUGCUCUGUGUUAACUGUCAAAAGCAAGCCAGAAUGUUAAGAUUGCCAGGAUAAACAUAAAGUAGGAAUGUAUUGUGCGGCUGCAAGGCUC
Helicoverpa zea (corn earworm) is the source of this 3837-nucleotide messenger RNA. It is a transcript of the gene Nmdar1, whose product is annotated as glutamate [NMDA] receptor subunit 1. Bases 1 to 2799 code for a protein of 932 amino acids. The transcript is spliced from 16 exons. The record is from RefSeq and is a predicted model, not a curated record. Gene Ontology annotation, cellular component: plasma membrane; neuron projection; NMDA selective glutamate receptor complex. Gene Ontology annotation, molecular function: NMDA glutamate receptor activity. NCBI's taxonomy places the organism in Eukaryota, Metazoa, Arthropoda, Insecta, Lepidoptera, Noctuidae. Gene Ontology annotation, biological process: regulation of membrane potential; monoatomic ion transport; ionotropic glutamate receptor signaling pathway.